GAAACAUCAGACUGAGGACAGAAACACACCAGCUCUGAAAAAUGGCUCAGACCCUAUAUUUCCCUCUUCUCCUCAUUGCUCUCUGCUCCAUAUCUGAAUGUGUUCAGCGUCAGUAUCACUUUAUAAAUGAGAACAAGACCUGGACUGAAGCUCAGAGAUACUGCAGAGAGAAAUACACAGAUCUGGCCACUGUUGACAACAUGAACGACACGAUCCAGCUGAACAAGAGUGUGAAUGAUGUACGUCUCUGGAUUGGUCUGCAGAGGAAAUGGCAGUGGUCUUCAGGUGAUCCUGAACUCUUUUUGAACUGGGAAUCUGGACAACCAGAUGGCAAAGAUGAGUGUGCUUUUAUGAGACAUGGAAAGUGGCAUGAUGGGAAAUGUAGUGACACCUGGUUCGUCAUAUGCUACAACAUGAGCAGAGGACUGGUGUUUGUUAAUCAGACGAUGAACUGGAGAGCUGCUCAGAGUUACUGCAGACAGAAUCACAUUGAUCUGGUCAGUGUGAGGAACCAGAAUGAGAGUCAACAGCUGGAGAAGUUCAUUAAUGACAGUAUUCCAUCUAGAUCUGAUGUCUGGAUCGGUCUGUUCAGAGACUGGCAGUGGUCAGAUCAGAGCAACUAUUCAUUCAGUUACUGGAAUACUAAUGAACCAAAUAACUAUGGAAAUAAUGAAAACUGUACAGUGCUGAAGGAGAACACUAAUGGACAUUGGGCAGACAUCUCUUGUGACUGCCAGUUUCCUUUUGUGUGUCAUGAAGAUAAACUGAUUGUGAUCCAGCAGAAUCUGUCGUGGUCUGAAGCUCUGAGAUACUGCAGACAGAAUCAUGUGGAUCUGGUCUCGGUUCAGUCAGUGGAGAUGCAGUAUAAGGUGAUGAACGUGGUUAAACUGGCGUCUACUGGGGCGGUGUGGUUGGGUUUACGUCACUCCUGUGCUUUGGGCAUCUGGUUCUGGGUGAGUGGACAGACCGUGUGCUAUCAGAACUGGGCUCCAGGGAACGGCACAUCAGAGGAGGACUGUGAGCCCACAGUGAGAUCUGGAGCAGUUCAGUCUGGAGGAGAUCAGACCUGGAUCAGCCGUCCUGAAACUGACCGACUCAACUUCAUCUGCAGGAAUUAUUAAAAGUGAAAGACCGGUGUAUGUUUCAAAUUAUCAACAUUUAAUUUGU
This is a messenger RNA of Danio rerio (zebrafish), 1167 nucleotides long. Lineage: Eukaryota; Metazoa; Chordata; Actinopteri; Cypriniformes; Danionidae. The record is from RefSeq and is a predicted model, not a curated record.